Molecule: messenger RNA, 2417 nt
Organism: Phaedon cochleariae (mustard beetle)
Lineage: Eukaryota; Metazoa; Arthropoda; Insecta; Coleoptera; Chrysomelidae
Source: the annotation of a GenBank genome assembly
UUGAAAUGUCUGUAAACAAGCAACAUACAGUAGUAGUAUUCUUGCGGUGAUCGUUGAGAGGUGCACAUCGUUGACCUGUUCCUAUCUUGAUCCUAACCUAAGAAAAGUAGAUAUUAACAAAUAAAUUGUUGGGAUACAUAGUUAAUAUUCCAUUAAUGUACAUAACAUUUACUCAUACUAAUGGGAACUAACAAACAACCCUACCCAUAAAUCCAAAAAUCCCAAGUAUAAAUAUCAGCACCUGGAAACUAGAGUCAUUGGACUCUACUGGAAACAAACCCACCUGAUCUGGUGAAAUUGACACCGCAAGGAGUCAGAAAACCAAGAAAUACAAAAUAAGAAGAAGAAGAAGAUACAGUAGUAGUAAACACUAGAAGUGAAAUUGAUCAGAUAUUAAAUAGAGAUGAAGUAGGACCAAGUUGCCAUUCAAAACCCAUUGGUUUAGUGAAGGUUGAAACAAACUAAUACCCGUUGAUGAAAGCUGAUUUAAGAUGAUGAAUAUUCUGCUGAAACAAUUACAAAUUCUACAUGAACAAGAACUAUAUUCUAACAUCCUGAAAGUGUUUCACUGCGAUUUCACCGACGAGAUCCGAAUUUCGAAUUGCUGCUUUGGACCUAUUGAAAUAAAAAAGUGUGAUUUGGCUCUGUCCAUAGGAGAACAAAAACUUGACACAUAUACCUUACCAACAAAGUUACAAGUUACCCUCUACUAUGCAGACGCAUUGUAUCAUACACAGCAAUAUCUUCAAGCGGAGAACUUAUAUCGACAGGGUUUACAAAUUAGGAAGAACAUACUGUCAAAAGUUAAAAAUUCAAACAAAAUAGCCGAAGUUCAGAAUGAAAUAGCCAGCGAUGUUGAUAUCAAAUUCAAAAUACAUAUGUGCUGUAUAGCCCUGAAACAAAAGUCAGCCGCCGUAGAAAUUCUGCAAAUGGUGUCUGCUAGACUGCGGACUCCGAAGAUCAAUAUGGCUCUUGGGAAUAUUUAUAAAGAUGUGGGAAUGGAACGUUCUGCAAUAACUUGUUUCAAGGAAGUUCUCAGGGAGUGCCCUCUGGCUUUAGAAGCAGUGGAUAAUUUAUUGAAGUUAGGAAUCAAGGGAGUAGAAGUAAACUCUUUAAUGGUGGAAGUUUCUUCAGAGAUAUCUUGGCUGAAUUCCUGGAUAAAAGCACAAGCUCAGAUGCAUUCCAGAGAUUUCGUGAAUGCCAUCAAAACCUACAAGAGCAUGGAUACCCAUGGGCUUUUGAAAGAUAACACAUCUUUACUAGUAAACAUGGCUUAUUGUUAUCAUUAUCUGUGCAAUGAACAAAAGGCUAUAUCAAUUCUACAAAAGGCGAUUCGUUUGGAUCCAUUCCUCUCAAUUGGCAGAGACUUACUGUCGACCUUAUUAGCAGCGUCAGGCACCAAAGACCAUAUCAAAGCAUUGGAAAGCUUGACUCCCGUAAUGGACAUGUCUAUGUGGACCAGCGAGCAAUGGGUGGUUCUAGGUAACUACAUGUAUGCCCUCAAGAAAUACGACAAGGCUGCCUAUUUCGGACAGCAAGCUUGCUUGUUGGACCGCAAGAAUGUCGAGGGCCUUCUUCUCAAGGCCAAUACCCUGUACCAAAUUAAGAAGUAUCAGGAUGCUGUAAGCCAUUGCUCUGAAGCACUGCAGAUAUGUAAUUACAGGUACGAUAUUCACAAAUGUUUAGUAGACUGUUAUAUCCAAACAAAUAGACUGAGAGAGGCCGAAUCGAUGGCAUUGAAUGCUUGCAAACAGCUUAACUUCAGUGCACAUGGAUAUUGUUUACACGCCUCCGUAUUGCUGAAAGAUCCAAUGGCCUCGAGCAAGACUGUCCGCCGUACGUUAGAAAAAGCAGUAUCUCUGGAUAAAACUGGCUCCACAGACGCCCUGCAUAUGUUAGUCGAAUUCCUGGAAGGGGAGCAGCAGUACGAACAAGCAUCCCAACUGUUAUUGAAACAUAUAAGUACACAAAAACCAUCUUCCAGACUACAUCAGAUGCUGGGAGAUUGCUUCGUUAACCUACAAAAAGACGACGAGGCUUUCCAUCAUUACACUGUAGCACUCAAACUCGAUCCAGCCAAUCAAAGGGCCAAUGAAGGUUUGAAUAAUAUUGGCAGGAGUUUGUCGCUCAGUAAGAGGGAUAGUUAUUAUACCUGCGUUGCCGGAGAGACUUCUUACAUUUCUCAAGGGACCAAUUCGUCAGAUCAUGAAGUUGAUCCGGAAAGUGAUACUGAUCCUUGGCCCGCUAAUGGUGAUAUUGAAAGCUUCGAAUAAUUGUUUUAGAUUUUAUGUUCUCUGUGACUUGAUGUGAUUGAUGAAAUAUAGUUUUUUUUUUUCAUAUAUCAUCGAUGAUUCUGUUCAUUGUGUAGGUAGGUCCUGAUAACUGCUUAGUGCUCAUUACUGUGCACAGCAUGUUCA